UUCAGCAUCACCAGGCUGCGAGUGGCGUGGCCUCUGCCCACGGCCUCAGCCCCGGGAGUGAGCGCGGAGGGGCGAACGCCCGCGCGGGGGCGGGACAGGGCAGGGACACCGGCCGGGGAGAGGCGCCCAGGGGCCCCAUGCACUACAAGCCCCAUGGUGCUUUGCAGGCGGCGCUGUGCGACACGCAGCGCUCCGGGGCCGCUCUGCCCUUAUUCCGGGGAAAGCGCAGCAGAGACCGGCAGGGGCGGCUGCCGGCCGGCGGGACGCAGGCAGGGCGAGAACCAUGUGGGUGUUCGGUUACGGCUCCCUCAUCUGGAAGGUGGAUUUCCCCUACGAGGACAAGAUGGUCGGGUACAUCACGGGCUACAGCAGGAGGUUCUGGCAGGGCAGCACCGACCACCGCGGGGUGCCAGGCAAGUAAAAGCUGUUUUAUCCAUCAUGUUGGGGGAAUUGGGGUGCUGCCUGGAAGAGUUGUGACUCUUGUUGAAGAUCCUGAGGGUUGUGUAUGGGGUGUUGCUUACAGAUUGCCUGCAGGACAAGAAGUUGAAGUAAAGGCAUACCUCGACUUCAGAGAGAAAGGAGGCUACAGGACUACAACUGUCAUUUUCUAUCCAAAAGAUCCCUCAAUAAAACCAUUUAAUGUAUUAUUAUAUAUUGGAACUUGUGAUAAUCCUAACUAUCUUGGUCCAGCACCCCUAGAAGACAUUGCUGAACAGAUUUUUAAUGCAGUUGGUCCUAGUGGAAGAAACACAGAAUACUUGUUUGAACUUGCCAAUUCCAUCAGGAAUCUUGUACCAGAAGAUGUGGAUGAGCAUCUCUUCUCUCUAGAGAAACUAGUAAAGGAACUCUUGGAAAGAAACCAAAACCUCAAUUGCAUAUAAAAAUCAUUUAAUAGUUUCAAAUAAGCUUCUCCUUUCAUCUUCACAAUUACGGUUUCAUUGCACAACGGGUAUAUGAUUUGGAGACAUGUUUAUCUGUACUACACUAUCUUAUUUAUUUUAAUGUUACAUUCAAGACACUGUAGUUAAGGGUCACUAGAAAAGUCCAUUGUAAAACCAUAUUUUCAAGAGUUUAUAACAAUGGGGGGGCAGAGGUGUUUCAGGUUUGAAUUUGGUAUACAAGAUUUUAGCCAAAGAGCAUAUUUUUCUUUUUCAAAAUGUGAAGAAAAUCAACUUUGGCCCUUUAUUUUUUGUUUGAGGGGAAUUUUUUUUUUAAAAGUGAUUUCAGGUUUAAGUUGUUCUAAAAAAAAAGUUAUCUUUAAACUACCUUUAGGACCAAGUCCUGCACUCAGACAAAGUUCCCAUUAAAGUGGUCGUUCUCUCAGUCAAGGAUUAGGUCCUUAAUGCAGCUACUGUACAUGUACAGUAAGUACAUGGCAAAACAUUUAUCGUAUAAAGGUUCAACUCCAUUAGAACUAAGCUAUUCCAGUGAAUCAAUAUUUUUACGCUUGGUAUAUCACAGUUUGUCAUUAGACACAAUGGGCAAACAGUUGGGUUAUCAAAGAAAUUACUCUUUCCCUUGAUGCAUUAGGUUAUUCAUGGUGUCAAACCCUUAGAAACAAAAAUACGGUACACUGACACAAAUAAGCCAUACCGUAUCAGUGCCUCAUUUCUUUUAUUUUAAAAUUACUGUAAACAAAAAUAAACCUAAACUGUUAAAGCAACUGAGGAUAUGACUUGAAUCCGCAAUAUAGCAAGAAUGUUCUGAAACUCUCAUCUUUAAUCACGGAUUGCCUUCAUACGCCUGCAUAAAUCCCACUGAAAAUCAAGGGGAUUUUUCAAACUUUUGAGGGCAGAAUUUGGCCUAACUAUUGCAAUACAGAGGCAUAAGGAGUUUCCGUCCCAACUAUGAAUUUUCUUGCUUCUCAGAGUUUAAGUUAUUUCUUUAAUCCUUUAACAAAGCAUAUUUUUGUAUUUUAAGAUAUAAAAGGUCCUCUUUGAAAUGUAUUGUAGUAUCACAUCAUGCAGCAAGAGUAUUUAUGUAUGUUCAGUAAUCACAUGAAAAGGUCUUAUUUUCCAUCAGUAAUAGCACAAACAUUACAUGAUUUAUGUUUGUACACACAGGUAGUCUUUUCCUCUUUUCCUUUCAGUUUUAUAUUUGUAGCUGGCCAAAAAAAAGUCAAGUCCUCAAAAUGACGGAUUGCUAUAAAUUUAUACUUUUCCACCUAUAGAAAACAAAUUGUAAACUGAAUGUUACAAAAUGACAUUCAAGUCAGACACUUACAUAAAUAGGCUGCAGUACAUAAAAUACAUUCAAACAGUUGAUUUAAAACAUGAAACAAAGCUUUUGCAUUUAUGACCAGGAUUGUAAAUUUUAGUCACCAUAUUUCUGGCAUCUAUCAAAGGAAUGUGGAUCUAGAAAGCACAAGUCUACCUGUUAAAUUUUCAAAGCUACUAAUGACAGGAGAACAAAAGUAGAGGUUAAUGCUUUAAUCUACUAUAUUAGGAGUACAUAAGAUAUCAAACUUGAUGGACCAGUCUAAUCAGAUAAACAGGGGAUUUGCCUCAUAUCAUAUAUACUGAGGACCUAUUCUCCCAUUAAUACUUCAGUUUUUUGCUAAUUUAUGAGAAAUAGAUCUUAUUGGUUUCAAAGGUCUUUAUUCUCCAUUAUGUUCCACUGAUGCAAGAUUGAAAUAACAGAGCUGAGAAUCAGGCCCAGUAGAUUCAGCUGGACAGUAAGGCUAAGUAUAAGAUCAGAAUAUUCAGACUUCAGUAGCUAAUGUUAGCCACCUAAAUAAAGUGACCAAAUUUUAAAAGGUGAUGCAUCUCCACUAACUCCAAUGGGAGCCUCUGAAAAAUCCAGUCACUUAUGGUGCCUGAAGAUGGAUUUAGGAUUUUAGGCAUCAAAGUUUGAAAAAGUUUACCUACAUCAAUGUAUCAAGAUCCUUUAAAAAAAAUAUUCCCUUCGACAUGGAGAAUAAAUACUCACAAAAUGUUAAUUGGAUACUUUAAUGUUCCAGAAAUGUUAUGUAAAUUCUGCAAAGGGAUACUGAUUUUUGUUUUCAAAAAGGCCAGCAGUUCCUUUCCUGUGCAUACCUGGGCUUUGAAUACACGGUUGUAAAUUUAAAGCGUACAUCAGAUGGAGCUGUGAAAUCUAUGCAUUUUCAUUAAUUUUUCUCUCUUCAGUCAAAGGCUUAUUUUUGUUUGUCAUGAGACGGUGGGGGAAGUGUAUAAACCCCUUUAUCAGUUCAAGAACUCACUAAUCACAUCAAUGAUGAUACUCUUAAAUAUUAUGCUUAUUUAAGCACUAGUGUCGGGGCAUUGGGAUUCUGUAUGGCUCUAAGUUUGGUAAUUUAAUUCUAUUCAUCUCCAAAACACUGUUGGUUCAAUCUCUUUUCCAGAUUCAUAAUAGUUGCAAUAAUACCUGUAAUGAUACAUUCCAUUUUGUGCAUAUAACUUCAGUACAAUAAAAUGCAUCGCGUAUUUA
Messenger RNA from Malaclemys terrapin pileata, 3426 nucleotides. It is a transcript of the gene CHAC2, whose product is annotated as ChaC glutathione specific gamma-glutamylcyclotransferase 2. The record is from RefSeq and is a predicted model, not a curated record. Lineage: Eukaryota; Metazoa; Chordata; Testudines; Emydidae. The coding region runs from base 138 to 881 and encodes 247 amino acids. Gene Ontology annotation, molecular function: gamma-glutamylcyclotransferase activity; glutathione specific gamma-glutamylcyclotransferase activity. The transcript is spliced from 4 exons. Gene Ontology annotation, cellular component: cytoplasm. Gene Ontology annotation, biological process: glutathione catabolic process.